GUAUCGCCAAAUUUCUGCUAGUUCUGAGUUUCUAACAUUUCACUCUCUACCACCACCGGUUACUCUUAAAUAGGGUUUCUCCGUUGCGCGCGCCACCGCAAUUCUCCGGCGACUUCGCCGUCGUUUCGAUUUCGUUCUAUACACAGUCAGGUAUUGCCCCAGAGCAUUUGGGGAAAGUGGGAAUGGUAUCUUCUGAUGAUGAAGCUGAAGCAGUCCCAAGUACUGUCUCUAACUAUGAAUUUGUGGAUGAUAAGGAUGAACCUGUUUCAUUUGCGGAGCUAACAUUUCAGUGGAAUGAUACUGAGAGUUUGGAUGGGAAUAAAAGACAUAUUUUCUUGCGUGGGACUGCGGAUAAUGGCCUUCAGAAGAUUUAUAAGCAAGUCACAACAUGGAAGAUUGAUUCUUCGCGUAUAGAGCCAGCAAUUUCAGUUUUGUCUAAAGAGAACAAUUGGAUCAAACUUGAAAAACCAAGGAAGGCUUUCCAGGAUACCAUUAGGUCAAUCUUGAUCACUGUGCAUUCGUUACACUUCCUGAAAAGAAAUCCAGAAUCUUCUGGCAGAGCUUUGUGGGAUCAUUUAUCUAAAGUUUUCAGUGUGUAUGAGCCCAGGCCUUCGGAGAAUGAUCUAGUGGAUCACAUGAUUUUUAUCAAUGAAAUUGUUAAGCGUGAUGGAAAAUUGGCGCAAUCUAAGGUUUUACUUACAUUUAUGGAGGAGAAGCCUAAGAAGAAGAAAAUCUUUGACGAGGUUGGAUCAAUAUCUGAGUUUAUAGUCGAUGAGAUCAUAAAUGACGAUGAAGAAGAAGAAGAUGAUGAUGAGUCUGAUUACAAUCACUUUGAAUCUCUCUGCGCAAUAUGUGACGAUGGUGGUGAACUUCUUUGCUGCGAUGGGAAGUGCUUGAGGUCAUUUCAUGCUACUGUGGAUGAUGGUGCUCAAUCUCAGUGUGGAUCUCUUGGUUUUACAAAAGCUCAAGUUAAGGCAAUGAAAUAUCAAGAUUUCUAUUGUAAGAAUUGUGAAUAUCAGCAGCACCAGUGCUAUGCUUGUGGGAAGUUGGGUUCUUCUGAUCAAUCAUCUCAUGCGGAGGUCUUCCGUUGCGUUAAUGCGACUUGCGGCCAUUUUUACCAUCCACAUUGUGUUGCUAGACUGCUUCAUCCUGAUGCUCAGUCGAAGGUUGAUGAACUUAAAAAGAAGAUUGCUGCUGGUGAAUCUUUUGCUUGUCCUCUGCAUCAGUGCUGCGUCUGCAAACAAAGAGAAGAUAAAGAUAAACCUGAGCUACAGUUUGCCAUGUGUAGACGGUGUCCAACAUCCUAUCAUCGGAAAUGCUUGCCUAAGGAAAUUGUUUUUGACAAGAGCAAAAAUGAAGAAGUAAAUGAUGAUGAUGAUGAUGAUGAUGAGGAGGAGGAGGAGGAGGAGGAUGAUGUCUUGCCAAGGGCGUGGGAUGGUCUUAUAAAAAAUCGAAUUUUGAUCUAUUGUUUAAAACACGAAAUUGAUGAAGAACUGGCUACACCUUCAAGAGAUCACAUCAAAUUUCCGGGAGAUCGUGAGAGGGAGAAACAAACAUCGGAACAAUUAAGAAGAUUUAAAGGAAUGUCUGCAGAAGUGACUAAUGGCAAGAGAGUGAUUGCUAAAAAAUCAGAAACUGUUGAAAAAUUAUCCAAGGCAGUGAAGGUUGAUUUUUCCAGAAAGAGAGAGGGACUGUCUCUUCCUGAUUCUUCCAAAAGACAAAAAAUUAUUGAUGUUACUAGAAAGAGUUUGAACAAGAGUUCGUCUGCAAAACUCAACAAAGCUACCAAAAGUGAAGGUAAAACCUCUUUGGGUGAUAAGUUAUAUGCACUCAUUAGUAGGGAGUCACAAUCCGGUGAGUCUGGUGAAGAGGGGAAAACCAAGAUCGUGAAGUCUGACAAAAAGGAGAAAAACAGUUCACAAACUUUAGAUGCUACAUCAAAGAACAGAAUAUUGUCCAUGAUGAAAGACGUUAAAUCCUCCAUAACUAUGGAGAAAAUAGUGAAGCAGAAAGUACCCACAACACACGCAUACUCGUCAAAAUUUGACAAGUCUAUAACCUUGGGGAAAGUUGAGGGUUCUGUUGAGGCUAUUCGUGCAGCUUUACAAAUAUUAGAUGGAGGGGGUAAAGUCGAAGAUGCAAGAGCUGUCUGUGAGCCUGGGCUUCUUGCUCAGAUAAUGAAGUGGAGGAGCAAGCUCAGAGUAUAUCUUGCUCCCUUUCUAUAUGGCAUGCGCUAUACGUCUUAUGGUCGCCACUUUACUAAAGUGGAGAAGCUUAGAGAGAUUGUCGAUAUGCUUCAUUGGUAUGUUCGAGAUGGUGAUAUGAUUGUGGACUUCUGUUGCGGUUCCAACGAUUUCAGUUGCCUCAUGAAAAAGAAGCUGGAUGGAAUUGGGAAGGGUUGCUUGUAUAAGAAUUAUGAUUUAUUCUCACCAAAGAAUGAUUUUAAUUUUGAGAAGAGGGACUGGAUGACUGUCAAGUCAGACGAAUUGCCGGAAGGAUCGAAGUUGAUCAUGGGGUUGAACCCUCCUUUUGGGGUCAAUGCUGCUCUCGCCAACAAAUUUGUUAACAAAGCACUUGAGUUUAAGCCAAAGCUUCUUAUCCUCAUUGUUCCAAAAGAGACGGAACGGUUAGAUGUAAAGAAGGGGUCUCCAUAUGAUCUAAUUUGGGAGGAUGAUGCGUUGCUUGGUGGGAAGUCAUUUUAUUUGCCUGGGUCUGUUGAUCAAAAUGACAAACAAAUGGACGACUGGAAUGUGAGUGCACCACCGCUUUAUCUUUGGAGUCGCACUGAUUGGACAACCAUCCAUAAAGUAAUUGCUCAACAGCAUGGCCACCCGUCCAAUAUAAAAUUAGAAGAAAAUUUCUCCCACACACCUGCCCCUCGUUCACUGAAACAUGAAGAAGAUGUGUCGACAAGGAUCAAUAAUGACACUGGUUUUGAGGAUAAGAAGCAACAUCAGCACCAAGAAUACAAGGAGAGAUCACAGAAUAACAGUGGAAAAGAAGUUAGUGAUAAACAGAUCCAUGGGAAGAAAAAAUCUGAUGAGAAGUCAAAGAACGGGAGUCAGGAUAAAAGCAAGAAUAAAUUUGAUAACAAGUCAAUGAGAGAGAGUCAGGAUAGAAGCAAAUAUCAAAGAGAUUUGGAUGAAAAAUCAAGACAGGAUAAGUUCACAGCGAAACGUAAGAGAGAUUUGGAUGAAAAGGCAACAGAGGACAAGUCUAUAGGGAAAAGAUCUCUGUCUUCCUCCCCCAGAGUGACCAAUCAUAAGUCGGUUGAUCGGCACACAAUAUCGUCUUCUAAGGCAGAAGAGAAUGAAGACUAUCAACGUUUUGCAGGUCAGAGUGCUGCUGCUUCACUGAGAGAGCAAGAGACAGGGUAUGGGGUACAUCAGGACAGAGAUUUGGAAAGAAUGCACAUCUUGCGAACGGAGGAGCCUUAUUCAGGUUUAACUCACCAAUAUCCUCAGUCUGCUAGUCCUGGUCCUGGUCCUGAAUAUAUGGGGCACAGGGCACAUCAGGACGGUGACAUGGCAAGAAGAAAUGGCUUGCCAAUGCAGGAGCCUUAUUCAAGCUUAAAUCACCAGUAUUCUCAGUCUUCUAGUCCUGGUCGUCAGUAUGCAUUCAGGUCGUCAGAUGAAAGAUUUAUGGGAUACCAGAGAGAUCAUGCAGAUAUACCUGGUUAUAGACCAUACACCAGUCACUCAAAUGGCGGGAUGUAUGCAAGGGAGUCAGAUGUCCGACCACAGGGUAACCUUUAUGGGCAGCAGUGUGAUGGGUAUUUGCCUCCCAGAAGCAACUAUGUAGCAGGUGCUGGCCCUGGAUACCAUCCGAGUCCAACUGAUCCAACAUAUGGAAGGAUCAAUAUGCCUGUGCAACAGUAUGCUCCACAGGAUGAGUUAUAUCCUGGUAGAAUGAGUAGCAUGGGAUCUGAAGGCAGAAGCGACAUCUACGGUGGUGGUAUUGCUAGACCUGGGUUUCAAGGUAACUCAUUGGGCUUCGCUCCAAGGCCUUACCACCCCUAUUCACAGCAAAAUUCGUCAGGGUGGCUUAAUGAGUAGAUAGACAGUGGGCUGGUUGGUUUGCGGAGUGUUGAAGACGUGUCCUAUUUAUGUUUUCGCAGUUUCUGCUUAUUUCAUCCUUUAUCGAACUUCCUUUUUUUGCCGCAUUUGUUUUCAAUCAAUAGUAGUAAAAACUGAAGGCAUUAUAUGUGUAGAGUAAAAGAUAGAAAUGCACAGGCAACUAUGCUCCUUGAAUACUUUCUCUAGGGGUUUCUUGUUAUGUAAACUUAUUUUGUUCCUUAAUGCACCUCCACUUGAGCCACAUCUUUAAG
Messenger RNA from Solanum verrucosum, 4327 nucleotides. Its product is annotated as protein ENHANCED DOWNY MILDEW 2. Bases 183 to 4055 code for a protein of 1290 amino acids. Lineage: Eukaryota; Viridiplantae; Streptophyta; Magnoliopsida; Solanales; Solanaceae. The record is from RefSeq and is a predicted model, not a curated record. The transcript has 19 exons.